Cryphonectria parasitica EP155 is the source of this 1458-nucleotide messenger RNA. Its product is annotated as benzoate 4-monooxygenase cytochrome P450. The annotation marks the transcript as partial. The record is from RefSeq and is a predicted model, not a curated record. Gene Ontology annotation, molecular function: heme binding; monooxygenase activity; oxidoreductase activity, acting on paired donors, with incorporation or reduction of molecular oxygen. The transcript has 7 exons. Lineage: Eukaryota; Fungi; Ascomycota; Sordariomycetes; Diaporthales; Cryphonectriaceae.
CUCCUCUUUUUUGUCGUUAGGGCCAUCUAUGAUGCAUGUUUCCACCCGCUGGCCAAAAUUCCCGGCCCCCGAGCCGCCUCGUGGAGUAAUAUCCCAUACAGCUACUGGUUCCACAGCGGCCGCAUGCCCUACAAAAUCCUAGCACUUCACAAAAAAUAUGGUCCGGUCGUCCGAGUGGCCCCCAACGAGGUUUCGUUUAAUUCCCCGCAGUCAUGGAAUGACAUCUACGGUUUCCGCCCUGGCCACAAGACCUUCAUCAAAAGCGACUUCUACGAAGGCGGGCCGUUUGCGAGCCGCGGCGUGCACUCCAUCGUCAGCGAGCGCGAUGUAGAUGUGCAUGGGCAGAUGCGGCGGCAUCUAUCGCGGGCCUUCUCGGACCAGUCACUCAGCGAACAAGAGGUCCUAGUUUCUAAAACGGUCGACAAAUUCAUCCGAGCCGCAGGUACGCGAGGAGGUGGCACCGGCGGCUUUGAUAUCUGCAAGGGGCUGGAGAUGAUGACGUUUGAUAUUAUUGGAGACUUGGCCUUUGGCGAGACUUUUGGUGGCGUGGACAGUGAUCAACCUCAUCCUUGGAUCUCAAUCGCCAUGGGCGCCUUGCGCCAGGGGGCACUAGCAGACACAUUCAAGCGGUUCCCCCUCGCCGCGGACAUCUUCAUGAUGCUGAUGCCAGGCAAGAUUGCAAAGCUGACCGAGGAGACCAAGAAGAACGAGGACCUGGCCGUGGAGCUCACUGAAAAGAGAAUUGCCCGGCAAGAUUCGGCCCGCAAGGACUUCAUGACGCGUAUCCUGGAGCAGAGAGACCCGCAAAAGGUGUCGGACCUGCAGCUGGCAGCCCACGCCUCCGACUUUGUCAUUGCAGGCAGCGAGACAACGGCCACGGCGCUGGCGUGUGUGCUGUACCAUCUGCUCAAAAACAAUGCCGUCCUGGCGAGUUUACAACAUGAGAUCCGCAAGCAGUUUCGGUCCUACGCAGAGAUCAGUGCCUCAUCUACCCUAUCGCUGAAAUACCUCAGGGCCGUCCUUCUGGAGGGCCUCCGAGUUUACCCUCCCCUGCCUUUUGCACUGCCGCGAGAGGUGCCCGAGGGUGGUGAUACAGUGGACGGCCAUUUCUUGCCAGCCGGGACCAUCGUGAGCACGAACCCAGUUGCGGCAAGCCUCAGCCCCAGGAACUUUACUGAGCCUUUGGCCUUCAAGCCGGAGCGGUGGCUUGGAACGGAUCCACAGUCAGAGGAUAUUUUGGCUGCGACACAGCCUUUCUCCGUCGGCCCAAGAGGUUGUCUUGGCAGGAACCUGGCAUGGAUGGAAAUGCGCACGGUUCUGGCCAAGCUUCUGUGGACAUACGAUCUGGAACUGGUCAACACUGAGGUGGACUGGCACCGCGACUCCAGCAUGCUCACGUUGUGGAGAAAGCCAUCACUGUGGGUGAGGGUCAGCACACCUACCAAAAACGCUAGGUAA